AUGCAUGAUGAAGAAGGAACAACGGCAUACAUAGACUUUUCAACAAAGGUGCAGGACAUUGACACGGACAUCAAGGUUCUCGAAAUCAGCACGCAUGUAUUCAUAUAUAUAAGCCAAGGAGAGGAAAGAAUACACUUGUAUGACGAAGCACUUAAGAAUGAGAUUGCAAGGAGCAAGAUCAGGCCAAAUAAGAAGCUGGUUGUGUUUUGUAGUGUGAGGACACACGAAGCAUUCGAUGAUAUCAAAAAGACAGUCCUGGAUAUUUUAACGAAGUAA
Messenger RNA from Ordospora pajunii, 276 nucleotides. RefSeq lists its product as uncharacterized. Lineage: Eukaryota; Fungi; Microsporidia; Ordosporidae. Bases 1 to 276 code for a protein of 91 amino acids. The record is from RefSeq and is a predicted model, not a curated record. The transcript has a single exon.